This is a messenger RNA of Asterias rubens (European starfish), 2797 nucleotides long. Its product is annotated as survival motor neuron protein-like. The transcript has 8 exons. The coding region runs from base 267 to 1223 and encodes 318 amino acids. NCBI's taxonomy places the organism in Eukaryota, Metazoa, Echinodermata, Asteroidea, Forcipulatida, Asteriidae. Gene Ontology annotation, biological process: mRNA processing. The record is from RefSeq and is a predicted model, not a curated record. Gene Ontology annotation, molecular function: RNA binding. Gene Ontology annotation, cellular component: nucleus; cytoplasm.
UCAAGUUUGAUCAUUACUUUAUCAAUCACAGCUUAAGAUUGCGAGAUUUUAAAAAACAAUCAAGCUAAAAAAACUGUUUUUCGUCACUUACUAAAGGCAGGAUUUUUAUGUUAAUUUACUGAUGCAUUCUUAGUCGUACUUCGGAUACGUUUUCGUCAUAAACCUCUCAAAGUCGAAGAAACGUGUUCAGCAGCACCAGCUCAGGCGGUGAUCAGCAGUCACUUUAAUUCUCUGCACAGCAAUUCUUGAAGUUGAAAUUGUUGAAAAUGAACCAAGCUUCUGCACUUGUCUUUCGUACCGAAAAGAGUGAUGACAAUGAUGCAUCUGAUAUCUGGGAUGACACUGCCUUAAUCAAAGCAUACGACAAAGCCAUUAAGUCCAUCCAGGGUAGAGGCAGCAAUGAAGAAAGUGGUGAGGUAGAGAAUGGCAGAAGCAGUGCCAGUAAUGCCAGCAGACGUCGCAAGAGGAAAUAUUACUCACACCACAAGAUGAACCGGAAGAAACAAGGGUGGAAAGUCGGUGAUCGUUGCCGUGCGACAUACACGGAGGACGAGUUCAUUUACGACGCCGUGAUUAAGCUCAUCGACAGUGACACGUCUACCUGUUGGGUGACGUACAUCGGCUACGGCAAUGAAGAGGAGAAAGAACUGAGUGAACUCAUGUCUGCUGGAUCGGAGAGUGCCUCCCCAUCGAGACCAGUUAAUGGAGACUUUGAGGCAGGCUAUGAAUCAAUGGACUACCCUAACCACACCCAAAGCCCCGCUCAUUCUGGGUCAGAGUUCAGGGGUCAAAACUACAACUCGUAUCAAGGUGCACAGGCCUGGCACCAACCUCACUCCCAAUUCAUUCCGCCUGGCCCCCCUCGGAUGCAUUGGCCGCCCCAUCCAAUGCAACCUAGCUUCACUCCACCGAGUAUGCCUCCAUUUCCUUACUAUCCUGGCAGUGGGUUUAUGCCCCAGGGUUUUGGAAUGCCUCAUAUACCCUCCAUGAUACCUCCUCCACCACCGAUGUCUACACCUCCCGAGGUACACCAAGAGGGUAAUGAGGAGGCUCUCCAUUCCAUGCUAAUGUCUUGGUAUAUGAGUGGGUAUCACACCGGUUACUACCAGGGAUUGAAACAAGGGAGAUCAUCCUUUCAUUCCGCCUCUCCUAGAAUGCCAGAAAGUAGAAGACAAUCAGAGCGCCAGUCAAGACCAAGAAAUAGUGGUGCUCAAUCUAGAUAGCAAUGGCCUCAUCUCAUCUUGUCUCAUCUACUGACAUUCAUCUCACAGUGUUUUUCUAACCAGGAGCUUCAAAGAUACUCCCAAGAGGCAAAUCUUGAAGAGAAAACUGAAUUGCAAAGAGUACUGUAUGUGAUGCGAUCGAGCUAAAUGAGUCACUGGCUGUGAAAAUAUCAGCUUGGAGAAGAAACAGGCCAAAACAAGCAAAUGGAUGUGAAAUUGUCAUCAUCAAAAAAAUGAUUUUAUUUUAAUGCAAAAUUUGUUUUUACUUUUUUCAACUUCCUUUCUGAUAAAUAAUAUCAAAAACAGGUUAAAAUUAGCUUUUCUGGUUGUUUCUACUCUCAUACAUGUGUAACUUUUGAACUAAAGGUGGUAUCAGCAUGGGGUUUUAAGGGUAUUAAAUCAUUAUGCUCGUUUCAAAUGUAUUGAAGAAAGAUAUUGAAUGUUCUUAGUCGACAAGCGACUUAUUUUGCUCGAGCGCAUCACUUAUAUUAUUUUCCACUUGCAACCUAUGCAACAACAAUAAGACGAGAUUAGCCCUCCAUCAGAGCUACCAACUCUCCCUCAUUCUGCAGAAAAUAUUCCAAAAAAAAGCAAAUCUUUCCGUGUUCUGUUGAGCUAGUUUGACAAUCGCCCUGAUCGUGGAAGCCUUUCCCCCGUUAUGUUGAAUGUAUAUUUCUUAAUAUCUCACACAUUGUUAUCUAUAUUGUGAAGGAAGGGGGGGUCUGCUGUUGUCUGGUCAUUUAUUUGUGCUGUCAACUGGAGACGAGUUAGUAACAAGUUAAUUCAAAUAGUGGACCCACGGUGUCAGGCCUGAAUUCUGUGCUUGAGAGGGCAAGGCAGUUUUUCCUUGGUAAGGGCACCUCUAUGAGGGAUGUGUAAAUCUCUUGACCGUUUGUACAACGCACUUACACACAGCUAUCCUGUCCACCAAUUUGCGAGUCAAAAAUAAUUGGAUUCCCAAAAUGGUACUACGCUCUGUACGGUUGUGCGUUCCAUGCAGUGCAAGGGAACAACAUUGGAACAUGUUUGUGAAGGGCACAAAGGCAGUGAUAUUAGGGGCAUAGAGGCAAGUGUUUCAGUUUGGUAGGAGGCCUGGGCUCGAUUUCGCAAAGCACCAAGGUUCAUCGUAAGACAAGUUGUCAGUAUCGCCAGUGAGCAACUACAAUUGAUUUGCAGUUAAGAUCAAUCGUAGCUCUUAGUGAAAUCGGCCUGUGGACUUCAUACCAUUGUAAAACCAGUUACAUGUAAUGUUUAACUUAAUACUAUUUUUAAUAAGCGUUUGUGUGAAAUAAAACUACGGUACAAAAAUUAUUGAUUUGUUUAUUUUUAUUUCGUGUUAAAUCUGUACAGGGGUAUAAACUGAAGUCAAAAAGCUACUUGCGGUGAUGUUUUGUACCAAGUUACAUAUCUGAUUGCAGAGAUGAAUACAACUCGGUUAUGAAAAGCAAAAUAUUUACAGAAUUUGUCAAGAAAUUAUUGUUUUCCCUUGUAAUACGAGAUUGACCCUUAGCCAUAAUGAACCAGCACCACGGACCUUUUUUUUUUAUGCAAAAAAAGAAGAAAUUGGUAGAACA